UGAUAAUCUUUUUAGCACGCUUGUUUUGUGAUAUAUAUAUACUCAAUAACAAUAUUUCCCUGUUACCCUCAAUAUAUUUAAUAGAAAACCAUGGAUGUACGCGAAGUUGUUCUUGUAUUCGUAUGUGUGUUUUGUUUUGGAAUUGUUACAGCAAAUGCUCCUAAGAUAAUCGAUCGAAGUGGAUGGGGCGCGAAAAGUAGUUCUAAACCUCAGCAAUCGUUAGCCCAGAAUCCUGUCCCAUAUGUUAUUAUACAUCACAGCGUUACUGAGCCCUGCAAUGAUGAAGCUAGCUGCAAGAGAAUGGUAAAAGUGUUCCAAAAUGACCACAUGACUCGUAAUCACUGGGAUGACAUAGGUUACAACUUUCUGAUUGGAGGAGACGGAAGUGUCUACGAAGGCCGAGGUUGGGGUAAGAGUGGAGCUCACACACGCAACUACAAUAAUAAAAGUAUCGGAAUAUGCGUGAUCGGCAAUUAUCAAUCAACCUUGCCGAAAAAGGAAGCGUUGGACGCUCUUAAAGAUCUUAUAGCAUGGGGUGUAUCGCAAGGACAGAUUAAUGGCAAUUACAAGUUACUGGGCCACAAGCAAGUUGCAGCAUCGCAGUCUCCUGGGGCCGCUCUUUAUAACGAAAUUAAAACUUGGGAGCACUGGUCGGCUAGCCCGUAGGUCAAAGGCCACAUGUGAUGUAUCUAAUAAAGACUUUCAAAAAUUA
This is a messenger RNA of Photinus pyralis (common eastern firefly), 712 nucleotides long. Its product is annotated as peptidoglycan-recognition protein SB1-like. Gene Ontology annotation, biological process: peptidoglycan catabolic process; innate immune response. Lineage: Eukaryota; Metazoa; Arthropoda; Insecta; Coleoptera; Lampyridae. The coding region runs from base 91 to 666 and encodes 191 amino acids. The record is from RefSeq and is a predicted model, not a curated record. The transcript is spliced from 4 exons. Gene Ontology annotation, molecular function: peptidoglycan binding; N-acetylmuramoyl-L-alanine amidase activity; zinc ion binding.